Molecule: messenger RNA, 1167 nt
Organism: Gekko japonicus
Lineage: Eukaryota; Metazoa; Chordata; Lepidosauria; Squamata; Gekkonidae
Gene: CCBE1
Product: collagen and calcium binding EGF domains 1
Exons: 12
Coding region: 1-1167 (388 amino acids)
Molecular function (GO): calcium ion binding
Source: RefSeq, a predicted model, not a curated record
AUGGUGCUCCUGCGCCUCUGGCUGCUGCUGCCCCUGCUGCUGGCGGCGGCGCUGGGCCACGCGUGGACCUACCGCGAGGAGCCGGAGGAGAGCGACAGGGAAGUCUGUUCGGAGAGCAAAGUCGCCACCACCAAGUACCCGUGCCUGAAGCCCAGCGGGGAGCUCACCACCUGCUUCAGGAAAAAGUGCUGUAAGGGUUAUAAAUUUGUUCUUGGGCAAUGCAUCCCCGAAGACUAUGAUGUCUGUGCAGAGGCUCCUUGUGAACAACAGUGCACAGAUAACUUCGGGCGUGUUCUUUGCACCUGCUAUCCUGGUUAUCGGUAUGACCGUGAAAGACACAGGAACAGAGAGAAGCCCUAUUGCCUAGAUAUUGAUGAGUGCGCGGCAAGCACUGAACCUCCCUGCCCCCACAUCUGCAUCAAUACUGUUGGCAGCUACCGAUGCGAGUGCCACGAAGGCUUCAUCCGUGAAGAUGACGGCAGGACGUGCACAAAAGGAGAGAAAGGGUUUUCCGAGAAGACCGAUAAUGUGGUGAAACCAGGGGCCUGCUGUGCCUCCUGCAAGGAGUUUUACCAAAUUAAGCAGACGGUGUUGCAAUUGAAACAAAAGGUUGCUUUGCUCCCAAACAAUGCUGCUGACCUUAGCAAACCAAUCACUGGGGAAAAGGUGCUCGCAUCCAAUGCCUAUAUAGCAGGUCCCCCUGGACAACCAGGUGAUCGGGGGCCUCCAGGGCCAAAAGGGGGCCCCGGAUAUCCUGGCUCCCCUGGGACUCCAGGUCUGCCGGGCCCUAGAGGACCAAUGGGGCCUAUGGGGCCCUCUCCAGACCUAUCCCAUAUCAAGCAAGGCAGAAGGGGCCCUGUGGGCCCUCCGGGGGCACCAGGGAGAGACGGGGCAAAGGGCGAGAGAGGCGCACCUGGAGAAAAAGGAUCCCCUGGGCCGCCAGGUUCUUUCGACUUCCUGUUGCUGAUGAUGGCAGACAUCAGGAACGACAUUGCAGAGCUGCAAGAAAGGGUGUUUGGGCACCGGACUCAUUCGUCAGGAGAAGAGUUUCCACUACCUCAGGAAUUCCCAAACUAUCAGGAUGUGGUGGAUCUGGGAUCUGGAGAAGACUACAAGCAAAGGACUACAUCGAGGAACUCCAGGACGCGCAGAGAAAGCCAACAUUAA